Effrenium voratum is the source of this 858-nucleotide messenger RNA. The record is from the annotation of a GenBank genome assembly. Lineage: Eukaryota; Dinophyceae; Suessiales; Symbiodiniaceae.
AUGGCAAUGCUCAGUUUUGAGCGGAAAUAUCGCGUUCGCGGCGGGACGCUGAUUGGCGGGGACCUGUUCGACUUCUGGGUCGGUCCCUUCUUCGUCGGCUUCUUCGGCGUCACGACCGUGUUUUUUGCCGCUCUGGGCACGGCGCUCAUCAUUUAUGGUGCAUCGCUGGGCCCCACCUGGAACAUCUGGCUGAUUUCGAUCAACCCCCCGCCCAUCGAGUACGGGCUCGGGCUCGCACCGCUGUCAGAAGGCGGCCUGUGGCAGAUCAUCACGAUCUGCGCGGUCGGCGCCUUCGUCUCGUGGGCGCUGCGCGAGGUGGAAAUCUGUCGCAAGCUCGGCAUCGGCUAUCAUGUGCCGUUCGCGUUCGGCGUGGCGAUCUUCGCCUAUGUGACGCUGGUCGUCUUCCGGCCGCUCCUGCUCGGCGCCUGGGGGCACGGCUUCCCCUAUGGCAUCAUGAGCCACCUGCAAUGGGUGUGGGACACCGGCUAUCAGUACGGCAAUUUCCACUACAACCCCGCGCACAUGAUCGCGAUCACAUUCUUCUUCACGACCUGUUUCGCGCUGGCGCUGCAUGGCGGCCUGAUCCUUUCAGCCGCCAACCCGUCCAACCACAAUUCGCUGAAGAAGGAGCCCGCCGAGGUCAAGACGCCCGAGCACGAAGACACCUAUUUCCGCGACACGAUCGGCUAUUCGAUCGGUACGUUGGGCAUCCACCGGCUGGGCCUCAUACUGGCGCUCAAUGCCGGGUUCUGGAGCGCGGUCUGCAUCUUCAUUUCCGCCGGGCCGAUCUAUGGCGGCUCGUGGAUCGAAUGGUGGGAGCCGCUGCGCAAUCUCUCGCUGAGAUGGGCGGAAGGAUGA